AGACCAGGUCCAGAUGCUGAGGAGCGCAGACGCGUCUGAUGCGCAACAGAAGACGGAGACGCUCCACGGUGCCGCCGCUGGCAGCAGAGAGUUGAUGCCGCACAGAAAGCUGUUCAGCUGUGGAAUAUUGAUUUCUAACCUCAUAGAUUUAAAGUGAUGUUCAAAAGUAAAGCGGUGGGUUUGAUAUAAAGUGGAAAACCUUGAGUGAAACCCAGCAGGAGCGCUCAUGGAGACGCGCCUGGAGCCGGUGGUGUGAAGGAAGGAAAAAAACAGAUCAUGAACUUGUCAGAGCCCGUGUGGCUCCUUGGAGAGCAGUGGAACCUCACCGACCUGGAAGAGGAUGGAGAUAAUAAACGUUUAUUCGGGAUCGGCACGGAUAACUUCAUCACGCUGCUGGUGUUUUUGCUGAUCUUCACACUGGGCGUGCUGGGUAACUCCAUGGUGAUCACCGUGCUCGCCCGGAGUAAGCCCGGCAAGCCGCGCAGCACCACCAACAUCUUCAUCCUCAACCUGAGCAUCGCUGAUCUCUCCUACCUGCUCUUCUGCAUCCCCUUCCAGUCCACCAUCUACAUGAUGAACACCUGGGUCUUGGGAGCCUUCAUCUGCAAAUUCAUCCACUACUUCUUCACUGUGUCCAUGCUCGUGAGCAUCUUCACCCUCUCUGCCAUGUCCGUGGACCGGUACAUCGCCAUCGUGCACUCCAGAAAGUCCUCCUCCAUCCGCGUGGCGAGGCACGCUCUGAUCGGCGUGGUGGUGAUCUGGAUCCUCUCCCUGGCCAUGGCAGCACCCAUCAUGCACUACCAGAACCUCUUCCAUGGAGUGAAUAACGAAACUUUCUGCUGGGAAGUGUGGCCGGAUCAGAGCCAGAAAAAGGUCUACGUGGUGUGCACUUUUGUUUUUGGUUACGUCUUGCCUCUUCUCCUCAUUUCCUUCUGUUACGCAAAGGUGAUUAAUCACUUGCACAAAAAAUUAAGAAAUAUGUCCAAAAAGUCUGAGGCUUCAAAGAAAAAGACUGCUCAGACCGUGCUGGUGGUGGUGGUGGUGUUCUGCUUGUCCUGGCUCCCUCAUCACGUCGUUCAUCUCUGGGUGGAGUUCGGGACCUUUCCGCUGACCCAGGCCUCCUUCGUGUUUCGGGUGGCCGCACACUGCCUGGCGUACAGCAACUCCUCCGUGAACCCUGUCAUCUACGCCUUCUUGUCAGAGAACUUCAGGAAGGCUUACAAGCAAGUCUUUAAAUGCCAGAUUGGCAACGGCGACUGUCCCCUCAACGACAUCAAGGAGAUCCGCAGCAAGGCAGAUACUCCGCCGUCGACUAACUGCACCAACGUUUGACCAGUUUUGCCUGGUGACAUGAACGUUUUAUCGAGCCAGUACACUGAAACUCACUAUAAGUCACUUUGACUAAGUCAUCAGACAUGAGUUGGUGUGUGCUCUGAUCCGGAUGAGUAUUACCAGUGAUCAUGAUAUUGGUCUCAAGAAAAGUCUGCAGUGUCUAAAACUCAAGAGAAGAGUUAGUAAGAAAGGCAGAUAAUCGAGUAUCACAUCAUAAUGCAUUUCUGUUGUUAUAACAUUCAAAGAUAAGGUCAAUUAACCCCCUGACUUCAUUAGUAUCAAUGUAAGUAGCACAAUUUUUGCUUCACAGAAAUAUAAGGAUCGAGUUUCAAAUGCUUUGAUGUGUCUGAAGAGCAAACACUUUUUUUUCAUACAAUUUAUACAGUAGAACUGCUUUAUCCCAGCAUGUUUUAAUUACUGGUUGUAGUAUUGUCAAGUUAAACGUAUUUAUGUAUAUUGGUAAAACAGAGGCAAUGUUCUAAAAUUCUCUCCUGCAUGUUUAAGAUAUCAGAGAAUCUUUGUUUCUUUUUAAAAAAAAAAAAGCAAAAAAAAAAAAAUACAGUUACAGCAUUCAGAAACUUAAAAUGGCAGAAAAACAUAAUCUGUCGCUAAAAAUUCUGCUGGGUUUGUUGUUUCCUUGAAGCUGUAAAUUGCAUUUAUAUUGCACUUCUGAGUCGCCAUAGUGGGGGGUGAAUAUUAUGGUUAGCUACCAAGACAAUGACUUUUGUUUCUGAAAGAUAUGAAGUAAAUCUACAUUUCUGUUGUUUCAAAAAGCUGUCUUUUUCCUCUCUUUUUAGUUGCAUGGAAAUGUCCAAAUCUAGUUUCUGAACAACAAACAAUAAUAAUUGGUUUCAUUAUAUUGACAUUUGGUUUAAACGGAUGUUUAAGUUUUUUAAACUUGGACACCCUUUACUACAAAGAUUGACCAAAACCCUUAUCUUCGUUUUCAUUCAGCAAUUCAGCUUGUUUGAACUGCAAACAAAAGCAACAGGGCACGAGGUUCAUUUAACUCAUGGUCUUUGUUUAGGUGUAAAAAAAUUAAAUCAUAAAAAUCAUAACAAAAUGUUAGCUGAUUAUAAAACCAGCCCUCCCUUAGCUACAAAUGACUCUGUAUUGGAUGACAUGGAUUGUGUUAGGUAUAAGCUUGUGUGAAACUCAGUGUGACAUCAAUGCAUUUUGAUUAACAGUGCUGCUCAAAGCUUGAGAGUAUUUUUUCGUAUUUUAACUAUUCUAUUUGCAAGUUUUUGAAAAAACAACCUACCAUAUUAAAAAAGGCAUUUCUUUGGACCCAUAUCCACACACAUCUCACCUGUGGUUCUUUUGCACAAAUGGAAAUGCUGCAGGUCAGCGAAAUAUGUGUUUUUAAAAUCCUUUUCAAAUUAAAUAGCUUCUAAAGGACAACCACAGCAAUAAAAUUCACUACAUUGUUUGUGUUUGCACAUCUGAUUGAGAAAGAGGCGCGUCUGGCAUUGGCUCAUACAUACAAAACAACAGCAGUUUUUAGUUGGGUAUGUGUCAAGGCAUUUCAUCAUGAAGCCACCCUAGAGCAUGGAUUUAAACUUUCCACUCUUGGAGCAAAUUUUUGUUAUUGCCAUUUUUUUGCAGUUUCACUCGGACAAGGCCCCCAUCUAACCGAGAAAUUUGUCUGAUACACCCAAACUGGCUUCGUCUGGACGGGUAAAAGCGGCCUUGGUGAUAGUCAUUAUACAUCGACAUACCAUGUGUAAUUUGUAAUUACGUCCACCAAGGAGGAUAUGAUCUUAGCCAAGUUUGUGUGAUUAUCUCCCUGUGUACAGGAUAGGCUUAAAAGUUAUGAACGGACUUAAAUGAACUUUUUAUCCAAGCUGCAUCCCAGUCCAUGGAGCAGUUUAUUAAAAACUGGCGAUGAUCCACAUUCCUAUCUUGAUGCAGGAAGUUUUUAAAUAAUUCUUUUACAUUAUUUGGCAGAAUAAGCAGUUCAAAUUCAAUUUAGUUUAUUUAUAUAGCGCCAAUUCAGAACAUACAGUGUUUAACUCAAUGUAUUUUAUAACGACAAUUUAUCCAGCUCAUACAGUCGGAUUGGUUCAAAGUUUUUUAUUAAAGAAAAUCAGAUUAUUGCAUUGACUCGUUGACUCAUCAGCAAUCCUUUACACCAAGCAUGCCUGUAGUAACAUUGGAGAGGAAAACUCCCUUUUAACAGAAAGGAACCUCCAGCAGAACCAGGCUCAGUGUGAGUGGCAGUCUGUCGAGGCCGGCUGGGGUUCAAGGAGACAGAAGCAGAGAUACAAAAGGCAACUGUUAACUAGCUCCAAAGGCGGGCUUGUCCAAGACACAGCCAGGGAGAUGAGCUCUGAGGUAGCUACCAUAUGAGAGGGUUAAAUGUAGUUAUAAAAACAAUCAUAGUCAGAGAAACAGGACUAAAAUUAAAGCAGGCAAAGCUCCAACAUCUAUAAAAAAAAGGUGUUCAUGGCAGCAACACAGCUGAUUUUUCUCUUGGGGAUGGUGUCAAUAGGAGCAGACCAGAUGAAGCUACAAUGAUCUAAAAAAGCAGAAAGAGCUUAAAGAUGGAAGUUGAACAAAUACUGAAAAGUAGAGAAGGAAUGAGGAAAAGUUGUCCCUAUGUCCUCCAGCAGUCUAAACCUAUAGCAGCAUAACUAUAGAGAUAGCUUAGGAAACCCUGAGCCUCUCUUACUAUAAGUUUUAUAAAAAAUGAAUGUUUUAAGCCUUAUCUUAAAAGUAGAUAGAGUGUCUGGCUUACUGACUAAAACUGGUAGCUGGUUCCACAGGCGAGGUGCCUGAUAACUAAAAUAUCUGCCUCCCAUUCUGCUUUUAGAAAUUCUAGUUCCCCCCUUAAGCACAGAGUGGUGGCAGUGACUAUUUACCGCAUUGGACUCAAAAAAGAAUUAUACUGAAGACAAAAACGUGAGCCAUGCCUCGCUCGAAGUCUUGAUCUACUGAUAAAAAAAAGAAAGCAGAGUACAAACUGAAUGAAGGAGGUGAGAGCAGAACAUUUGAUAAUGAUCCAGAUCAUGUGCGAGUUUUAGCUAUAGGUGUAAGUCACAAUAUGGAGCCAAACUUGCUGUUUUGCAGAGGUCUGUGCUCUCAGAGUGCUUUUCAAGUUUUUUAAUACGUAAAUGAGUUCUGCCCCCAUGCACACCAAACAUCUGUCUCAACAUAUUGCACAAUAUUUAAAGCAUUA
Molecule: messenger RNA, 4510 nt
Organism: Cyprinodon variegatus (sheepshead minnow)
Lineage: Eukaryota; Metazoa; Chordata; Actinopteri; Cyprinodontiformes; Cyprinodontidae
Product: galanin receptor type 1-like
Exons: 3
Coding region: 277-1332 (351 amino acids)
Biological process (GO): G protein-coupled receptor signaling pathway; negative regulation of adenylate cyclase activity; positive regulation of cytosolic calcium ion concentration
Cellular component (GO): membrane
Molecular function (GO): galanin receptor activity
Source: RefSeq, a predicted model, not a curated record